Messenger RNA from Solanum lycopersicum (tomato), 2537 nucleotides. RefSeq lists its product as uncharacterized. NCBI's taxonomy places the organism in Eukaryota, Viridiplantae, Streptophyta, Magnoliopsida, Solanales, Solanaceae. Gene Ontology annotation, biological process: regulation of asymmetric cell division. The record is from RefSeq and is a predicted model, not a curated record.
AGAAAAUUUUAAAAUACUAACUAGAUUAUUUAUUGAUAAUGAGAUUGUGAAUUUUCUUGGGAUCUGAUAAGAACCUACCAGAAUGUAAGGCCUUUUUCAUUGUUUUCUAGUAAUAAUUUUUUUGAGGGGUGAAAAAUAUUAUUAUAACUACUAAUUAGGAUUGGAUCUAGUAAGAAGUGAUUAAUACUAAUUUAUUUAAUAGAGCUAAAGGACAAAACAUAAAUGGUGGGGAAUUGUCAUUUGACUUAGGAGAUGGGAUUUGUAUAAAAAAAAGCUUUGUACAAAAAUUUCAAAGUGAAAUGUGUCUUUUUCAUUAUCGAUUGACAAAGUUAGGAUCUAACGUAGUUUAGGUCUAUGUUGCUCGGAUUCUUAGAAAGAGUUGAUAAAAUAGUGUAUUUUUGAAGGAUUUGAUAGGAGAGCGACAACUGAUUUGAAAAGUACAAGCGAACAUGAUUUAGGCUAUUAAGCAUUAAAAAGUGGUUUGUUGUAUAGGAAGUGAGGCCUCUUGCUUUUACUUUUUUUUUUUUUUUGGUUAUUUUCUGGCAUAUUUGGUUGAGAUUAUUUAUCUGGCGUAUAUCAAAAACAAUCUCUGUCUAAGGUAGGCGGUAUGCGCACAACACCCUCUCUUGACAUCAGUUAUGAGAUUACGUUAGGUUUCUGAGCUGUAUCUACCUCACUUCGUCUGUGUGUUUCUCAAGAUUUGAUCCACUGAUGUACUACUUGAAAGCUUUGACUUAACACGCUAAAAAGAAGGCUACAAUGACAGAAAAUCCGGAUGAAAUGUUAACUCACUCAAAUGGUUGCAAGGACUCCAAGUCUUUAGUCUUGCCAACGAAAGAUCUGCUUGAUUCAAACGGUCGUGACAGCACUAAAGACUCUUUGGCGUGUGAAAAAGAGAAGAACGAAUUCUGGAAUGUCCAGGAACUUGAUGACUCUGUAUUUAUCGAAGAUAUUUCAAGAAGUAACAAACUUGAAAAUAGAGCUUCACCUCUGAAAGAUGAUCCGGACGAAGCCCCGUCUCAUUUAACUUCUUGCAAGAGAAAUGGAAAUCCUUUUGCAUGUGAUACAGCAGAUAGAGAUCACCCCUGGAGUAUUCCCAAAUUUGAGGACCCUAUCAUUGUGAAUUUCUUCGACGAUAAAGAAAAGGAAACCGUAGUCUCUAGUACACAAUUUACCUCUCUUUCGGAGUUGUUUGGUGCAGACACUCAUUUAUACACCGAUAAGGGUGUCCUGGAAUUCGAAUUGCCUGAAUCGACAAUUUGCUACAAAGAGAAUGACUAUAACAUUAUGAAAGACAUAUGCAUGGAUGAGGGUGUACCUCUCAUGGAUAAAAUUGUGACUGAAAGCAGGAAAUAUGAUCAGCCUGACUCGUCUAUUUCUCUAGCUGCUGACGAACAUCAGCCUAGAAUCACAAGGGAAGGUGUCGACAGUGAAUUGGUCUCAUCUGGUGAGUCCAAAGCUUCAUCAGUUGAAAGUGCCGUCAAAAUUUCUGUUGAUCAUCAUACAACUAAAGAAGAUGAGGGUAAUAAAUCACUUGUUCCAAAUGGUAUAAACCCCUUCUUGGAAGAUAAUAUGAGCAAAGAUGCUGAAAAGGACCCUUAUCUGGAUGUGAUGAAGAUUUUUGGAUCAAAAGAUACUACAAUGGCAAAACCUACGAACAUAUCAGAAAAAGAAUCCGACAGUCAGAAUUUUAAAGAAUCGAACUCUGAUGCUGAUCAGUCAGCACAGCAGGCUAAUCAGAUGCCUACUUCGGUAGAAGCUUUCAACAGCCAAUAUACAGUCUCGCCAGCUGAUGGAACAAACAACUAUGGACCAGGUAGCAACUUCUCUAACAAUAGCAAGUCGAAAUCUGGAGCUAUUACUUGCGACUUCAACUUGACUGAGCUGGCUUUAAGUAGCAGCGUAACGAAAAGUGACAAACACUUGCCAGAACAAUCCCAUAAAUUAGAGGCCGUCUCCGGUCAAAAGGAUGGGAGUUCUGACAGCUUUUCAGCUGCUACUCAAGUUCAUUUUGCCAAUAGUGUAGACUCCAGCAAUAGCAGUACUAUUCACGCCGACCCCCCAAAUGUGGCUAAUCUCGAGGAAAAGAACUCUAGUAGUAUCCCCCUCGGUGUGCAUGGUCAUUUUGCAAAUGGAGAGGCAAGUUUUGGACCUGCAUCUGGUUUGAUUUCUUACUCAGGUCACAUAGCACAUUCGGGUAACAUCUCUCUUCGUUCAGAUAGCAGCACAACCAGUGCCAGAUCCUUCGCCUUCCCAGUAUUACAAUCUGAAUGGAACAGUAGUCCAGUAAGAAUGGCGAAGGCAGAACGGAGACAUUAUAAGGGUUGGAGGCAAAGCCUUCUCUGUUGUAAAUUCUAAGUCCUUUUUGUUUCUUUUUGUAGAGUUUUCAGUUCAAAAAUAUACAUCAUUUCAUCAUCCUUUGUUAGUUACAAGUUGAUAUUCUUAGGAAUGAAUCACAUGUCAUUGGUAAUAGGUUCAAAGGGCUCUUUGAGUGUGUUAUUAUCUUAAAAAGUGAAGGCACUGAAAUGUAGACUCAA